Molecule: messenger RNA, 3237 nt
Organism: Durusdinium trenchii
Lineage: Eukaryota; Dinophyceae; Suessiales; Symbiodiniaceae
Source: the annotation of a GenBank genome assembly
AUGAGAUGCUUGGGGUCCGGCGCCUGGGCGCGGGUGCUGUGUCUCCUGCUGGCAGCCUUGGCCUCCUAUGCGGUCUUCACCACUUGGACGCGCGAAAAAAAAGAAAAACCGCGCAAGUCCAAGGGCAAGACCACGGGCAGUGUGAGCACCACGACGGCAGGGUCCACCACGACGACCGGUGAGCCUGAAGAGGACGGAUGGGCUUGUGUUGACUGGAUUGAUAGAUGCUACUGCUAUAUCAGAUUGUACCUCAAAGAUCUCAAAGACUUGACGGAGGCAGGGCCAGAAGUGUUGGAAGGGGAGGACUUCGCUGCCAGCGACUUGGACUUCGAGGAGCGGGUCUUGCCGCUUCAGUUCGAUUUCCAGCUCUGCGAUGGACUGGCGGAUCAACGCUUUCAACUCAUCGAUGGCUUGCUCGCAGGUCUGUUUCUGGGAGCCCAAGUGAGCCUGCCCCGAGAGAUCACGUUGAACGGCGCGCACGAUGGCACCUCGCGUCUCCAAGAGGUCUGUUUGCGGUUCAGUGUCCUGAAGGAUCGGCUGCAGAGGGAACUGCAGGAGUUGUACUCCUCGGUCUGGUGUCGUCGGACCGAUCACAGGGCGCAUGAGCUCUGGUGUGGCAACAUGUCCUUCCCGGCCAUCGUCUACAACGACACCGGCUUCCGGUCUGGCGCGGGACGCCGCUCGGACCGGCGCGGGAAAUUCGCGCUGAGCGGGCCGACGCUGCGGACGGUCGACCUGGAAGCCAGGAAUUGGAAGGAUGAGGAGAGGAAGGAGCUGAUGACCGUCGGCGAGCAGAGCUGGAUUCGUAUCGCCAGCAUCGAUGCCCAAUGGCAGAAGGCGCCGGAGCACAUCGUGAGAAUGAAACGACAGAUGAACGUGGUGGAAGGUGGUCCUUUUUGGCCGAUCUACUGGAAGAUCGACGCCGCACUCAGCUUCAGCUGGCAGAUCCUGGACGCGGCCGAUGCGGUGGCGCGACGGAUGAUGCAUGCCUUUGGGCACGUGGCGCAGAAGAGCCGAGACCGCCGUAGAUUGGGGAGGAAAGCUUCUCAAAUGGGACACCCUCUCGAAGAGAGCGGCAAACUCUUGAGCGGCUUCAACAUGGUGCAUUUGCGAGUCGAGAAGGAUUGGCCAGCUUCGUGCGCGCGCUGGAGCCAGCAUUCCUUAAAGAUCGACAACUGUAUGAGCAACACCUUCCAGAUCGGCAAUGUCUUGCUGCUGGAAGGUGUGAAUCCGGCUUUGCCGGUGUAUCUGGUCACGGAGCUCUCAGCAGAAAAGAUGCAAGAGCUGAAGAAGGACCAGAACUUUACGAACUUCUUCCAGGUCUAUACAGUGGUGACCAAGGAUAUGUUUAGCGACUUAGAUGUGGCGUUUGAUGAUUGGCCUGCAAUCGACUACUCGUUGGCGCAGCAGGCCGAUUUGUUCGUGGGGAACUCACUGAGCACCUUUGCAUCGUUGAUGCUUCAGUAUCGGAACUGGCAUGGGCUGCCGGGCUUCCACUACAAUGGAGGCACCUUUCCAUUGGAAGAUCCUUGGACUCUAGAGUCACCACCCAGCAGUCCUGCUCCACAGUUGGCUUUAGUGAAGGUACACUUGGUUCACUUGGCGGUUUUGGCUGUGGCCAUCCAACGGUGUGGCGAUACCGCGGACUUGAGCCUCUUGAAGCCACGCAGCCCGACGGCCACGGGGCCGGUGCGGGCGGCCAUCGUUUGGGUCUUUACGCUGCCGUCCUACGUGAAGCGCUUCGACAUCACCUACAACAUGACCAUGGUGGCCUUAAGGAGUCCUUCCAAAGAAGUGGUGCGGAGAGUCCGCAAAGUGUGCGUGUGUCGGGAUGUCGGGAGUGCCAAAGCGCGAACCUCCUUGAUUCCCGUUUGCAUCACUACCGCGGAGCCUUUCGCGGACAUGGCGGUGCUCCUCGUCUCGAUGGGUGGCUCGGCUUUAGGACUCGCGCACGAUCGCCGUGUGCAGCUGGGAGUGGCUGAUUGGAUUGGUGUCCGUGUGCUGUACCACACCCCGCUGUGGCAAGAGCGCGUUGCCGAGCUGGCCACAGACAGCGGCUUCUACAGCGAGCGGGACCUGGAGAAAGGCAUCGAUGCAGUGGUCUCCAAGCUUCUCGUGGUGGAACCUCGGCUAGGUUUGUCCUUUUGUAAGUUGUUGGAUUGCCACCUCGACAUGCCCACCAUGGGAUUUCGGGAUCAGCUGGUGAUGUACACGGACCUGGAUGUGAUCUUUACUGGUGAGGUGACCUGGGCUGAGCUGUUAGGGCGAAGCUACUCGAGCUUGAUGCGUUCCUUGAAACUUGGAGCAUCGCCCGGCCGGAGACGAAAGAUGCUCUCCCACCACACCUUCCAGAGCUAUGCCACUCGGUUUGUGCCUAUCAAUACCACGGCGCUGAAGGGCCAGACGGGGGUGCCGAUGUUCUUUGGGAUUCCUGGCAAUGUGACCUGGGCAUUAAGCGUCGGUCGAGUUCCCGGUCGAGUUCCUGUGAGGUUUGAGGACUUCUUUGAGAGUAGCGACUUCUUCGGUUCCUUGUCCUCCUCCACGGCGGUGCUGCUGAGCUUCUACCGCGAUGCCCGCGAGCAGCUGGCGGAGCUGCCGGCGGACCUGUGUACGACACAGUUCUACAACCUCUCGUAUCCGGCGAGCAUCACACAUUUUGCGGGCAUCAACUGCGAUGCCGAUAUCUUGCCCUACUUGGACUCUUGGAUGCCAACAGAGGAGUCCGGCCGCGUGGUCUUCGAGCCCUAUCGGAAGCGCUUGAGCAAAUGCGACGACACGGCGGCUCGGACCGUGGUCAUCCGCCUCGCGGUCUUGAUGUACAUCGACACGACCAUCGAGCACGACACCACGCGGCGCUUGAAGAUCGCCAUCGAGUCCUACGCGGAGGACGAGGGGGGCGAAGGGGAGGACCAGUACGACAUCGCGCUGCAGGCACAGCAGAAGGCGGACAUGGACACCUUCCUGCAUGAGGUGCGCAAUGAACAGAUCCGCUUGGACGUCCUGAACAAGCCGGAUGCCGUGAUCAUGUGCACCGAAAUCGAAGGGCAACCAGCACGAGUGAAGUGCGAGCAGUGCAAGGAUUUCUUUUCGCUGGAGGGCUUUGCAGCCACCCACGCCACGGGGAAGCGAAAGAACCACACCACCGUGAAGUGCGAACAGACCACUUGUUCGGCUGGGGAGCCCCGGCUGUUUGUGUCGAAGGAUUUGUUGCUCUUAAAAGGCUUUCUGUCGCCCUAA